Messenger RNA from Schistocerca gregaria, 1031 nucleotides. RefSeq names its product glutathione S-transferase D7-like. The record is from RefSeq and is a predicted model, not a curated record. Lineage: Eukaryota; Metazoa; Arthropoda; Insecta; Orthoptera; Acrididae. The transcript is spliced from 6 exons. Bases 69 to 737 code for a protein of 222 amino acids. Gene Ontology annotation, molecular function: glutathione transferase activity. Gene Ontology annotation, biological process: glutathione metabolic process.
GCCGCUCAGACACCUCCGCGCUGUUCCAUCCUUCGGAGUUAUUUACGUGUCACGCGCAGCUUGAGAAGAUGCCGAUAGUUCUGUACCAUUUUCCUCUCAGCCCGCCCUGCAGAACGGCUCUGUGCACCGCUAAGGCCCUUGGGCUUGACGUCAACAUCAAAAUCGUCAACCUCUUCGCGAAGGAACAGUUCAGUGAGGACUAUGUUAAGAUGAAUCCAGAGCACACAAUACCGGCUCUGGACGACAAUGGUUUAAUCAUAUGGCACAGCCACGCAAUCGCCACGUACCUGGUGUCCAAGUACGGGAAGGACGACUCUCUGUACCCGAAGGAUCCUGCCAAGAGGGUGGUCGUGGACCAACGACUUUACUUCGACGCCACCACGCUGUUCCCUCGUCUGGCAGCCACUGCUGCCCCUUUGAUGUUCCUGGGAAAAACUGACGUGGAACCGGACAAGAAAGCUGCAAUAUACGAGGCACUGGGGACCCUGGAGAAGUACCUGGAGCCCACUGGAUGGGUGGCUGGAGACCAGGUCACGGUGGCCGACAUCGCCUGCGCUGUGACUACGGCCAGUAUGCAGGCAGUGGGAGUAGUUCUUGAUCCAUACCCAAAGAUAAGAGAGUGGUUGCAACAGUGUAACAGUAACAUACCCCACUUUGAAGAGGAAAAUAUGGAAGGAUUGAAGGAAACCGCUGAAGCCAUGAAAAGCAAAGUGACUCAUAACAUAUAUGCCCCAUAACAAUGAGGCUUCAAAUGUCAGAAUUUGAAAAUCAGUUACUUAAUUGUAUAACUGGUGUAUUUCUUUGAUUAUAAAUUGCUUACUGCCUUUUUCCAGUGUAUAUUUUCCUGCUUCCAAGUUUUGUUUUCAUUGUUUCAUCUUCUCAUACUUAUUAAAAGAAAACAAAUCACUGGGACCUAAAUAAUUUGCAUCAACAUAUUUUUAAUGAAACUCUGUAACCCUAAAAUCUAUGUAUGACGAAUAAAAAGUAGAUUUAUCAUUCUUACCAUCACUAUAAAAAAAAUAAAACAAGAC